ACAGAAAUGGCUUUAUGGAUCUGGACACUGAGCAUUUUGAGCUGUUUUUGCAUCACCUUAUCCAGAAAUGAGGAACUGAAAUUUUUUCGGAGUGCUACAGAACUAAAUCACCUAACAGUGGAUAAUGACACUGGGAUAAUCUAUUUAGGAGUGGUAAAUGCUCUGUAUCAGCUUACAGAAAACCUGGAUGUUAUGAGGUCUGUAGAAACAGGUCCAAGAAAGGACAACAAAAAGUGCACACCUCCCAUUGAUGAAAAUCAAUGUAAAGAGGCAGUACUGACGGACAAUUAUAACAAACUGUUGUUGCUGAACAAGGCAGAUAAAACAGUUGUGGUGUGUGGAAGCCUUUUUAAGGGAAUCUGUGCCAUCAGAGAUCUAGAAGACAUUAGAAGUGAGAAGUAUUAUGUGGACAGUAGCGGAGAGAAGUCCUUUGUAGCAAGCAACGACGAGAAUGUAUCAACUGUGGGAUUGAUCACUUCAUUGAAUAAUGACCGAGUGCUCUUUGUUGGGAAAGGGAAUGGACCAAACGAUAAUGGGAUAAUAAUCAGCACUCGGCAGCUCUAUGAAAGGGAUGGAAAAGACAUUUUUGAAAUGUAUACAGACUCAGCAGCUGUUAAGUCAGCUUAUCACUCAUCAAGCACACAGCAAUUUGUGACAGUCUUUGAGGAUAAAAAUUAUGUUUAUUUUAUUUUUAAUCAGCAAGAGAAACAGCCCAUCAAUAACCGCACACUAAUUGCACGUCUGUGCAAAGAUGAUGCCCAUUAUUAUUCCUACUUCGAAAUGGACUUGGGUUGCAAAGAUGAUGAUGGUGCCUAUGACCACUGUCAUUCUGCUUACAUCACUACCCCAGGAGAAGAGCUGGCUGAGAGCAUGGCUCAGCAGAGACAAACUACGGAUGCUCUCUCAGAUGACAAAGUUCUUAUUGCACUCUUCAGCAAAGUAAACAAAGAAAAUGGCUCUCUGAAAUCUGCCAUGUGUGUCUUUUCCUUGAGGCACAUCAAUGAAAAGAUGGAAAAAAACCGGAAUGAUUGCUACACUAAAAAGAAUACCAGCUCAUUUUACAAACUUUUUGCAGCAGAAAACCCGUGUGCAUCACAUGGACUGAAUGCAAGCAAAAAUUUCCCCUGUGGCUCCGAACACUUGCCGUACCUUUUGGGAAGUAAGAACGGUGUUAUAGAGAAGCCAGUACUGCAAAAGGAAGGGAUGAAUCUCACGGCUGUCACUGUGGCUGUGGAGAAUGGGCACACUGUGGCCUUUCUGGGAACUUCGGAUGGUAAAAUUCUUAAGGUGUUCCUGUCAUCCACUGCAACUGAGUACAGCUCUCUUACUAUUGAACUAAACAAGCCCAUAAAGAAUGACCUGGUCCUUGACAAAACCCAAGAAAAUUUGUACGUGAUGACCACAGACAAGGUGCAUCGGCUACCUGUGCAGGACUGCCACAAGUAUUCAGACUGUGAGAAGUGUACUCAAGCGAGGGAUCCGUACUGCGGCUGGUGCGUGAGAGAGGGCAGGUGCACAAAGAAGGCAGACUGUGGAACAGCUGAUAAGGAGAACCACUGGCUGUGGAGUCCAAGUGGCACAUGCAUGACUAUCGUUAGUGCAGACCCUUUAAAUAUGAGUCGCAGAGCCCCUGCUAAGGUGGAACUGACUGUAAGUCCCUUGCCAACUUUGACUGAGAGUGACAAGGUUUUGUGUACAUUUGGUGAAACAACCCGUUAUGCUCAAUUAAAAGAAGGGGUUAUUAUCUGUGAUCCGCCUGACAUAAUUCCUCCAACACCAAAAGGUCAAGAUCAUGUUUCAGUUCCAGUUCAGUUAACCUUUGCAAAGAACAAGAUAUUUUUUGCGUCACAUACUUACCCUUUUUAUGACUGUGAAGAAGCAAUGAAUCUUUUUGAAAAUCAGCCAUGCUAUUCCUGUGCAAGCAAUAGAUGGAAUUGCCAGUGGGACUGGAAGAGACAUAUCUGUGAAGAGUCCUCUUCAGUACAGGAUGUAAUUAAACAAAAUAUGGAAGAAGAAUGCCCACAGUUUCUAAACCCUAACCCUCCAAUAAUACCUAUGGAGUACCGAACAGCGGUGUAUUUUGAGGGAAGACAUCUAGCUUAUUAUCGGGAUAAAAAAUUUGUGGUUGGAAACAGCCAGUUUGAAUUCGAAGCUCCUGUUGAUGAAUCAGAUGAAGGAAAAUUUUCAUUCAUGAGUAAAGAGUUCUCCUAUAGUGCAAAUGAGACCCUACGACUUAACUUAUCCAUAAGAACAGAUAAGGUCAAGAUUGACAGCAAACUGAUGGUGACUCUGUACAACUGCUCUUAUGGACGAAGUGACUGCAGCUUAUGCCUCGCAGCCCAUCAUGACUAUAAAUGUGUCUGGUGUGAAGAAGAGGGCAAGCCCAGCAAGUGCGUUUAUGAAAAACUCUGUCACGCUCCUCCCACCGACACGUGUCCUCAUCCAGAAAUCACUCGCAUUGAGCCAAAAACUGGACCACUAAGUGGUGGAAUUCUUCUGACCAUAAUGGGAUCUAAUUUGGGAAUAAAAGCAGAAGAUGUAAAAAAUAUAACGGUGGCAGACAAGGAAUGUCUUUUCAAAGAGGAAUUCUACUCUGUCUCCACAAGGAUUGUAUGUCAGGUUGGACCAAUGAAUGAAGCAAAACAAGGUCAAAUUGAAGUUAACAUCAAUGGAAAAUUAGGUAAAUCACCAAGCGAAGUGCUAUUUACAUACCAG
Molecule: messenger RNA, 2715 nt
Organism: Antrostomus carolinensis (chuck-will's-widow)
Lineage: Eukaryota; Metazoa; Chordata; Aves; Caprimulgiformes; Caprimulgidae
Product: plexin-B2-like
Exons: 14
Biological process (GO): negative regulation of cell adhesion; positive regulation of axonogenesis; regulation of cell shape
Cellular component (GO): plasma membrane; semaphorin receptor complex
Molecular function (GO): semaphorin receptor activity; protein binding
Source: RefSeq, a predicted model, not a curated record